Haliotis rufescens (red abalone) is the source of this 12251-nucleotide messenger RNA. RefSeq names its product ubiquitin carboxyl-terminal hydrolase 47-like. Gene Ontology annotation, molecular function: cysteine-type endopeptidase activity; cysteine-type deubiquitinase activity. The coding region runs from base 146 to 4300 and encodes 1384 amino acids. The transcript is spliced from 33 exons. Gene Ontology annotation, biological process: protein deubiquitination. The record is from RefSeq and is a predicted model, not a curated record. Gene Ontology annotation, cellular component: cytosol; nucleus. Lineage: Eukaryota; Metazoa; Mollusca; Gastropoda; Lepetellida; Haliotidae.
CGAGAGUUCCAUCGGCCAUAGUGUUCUGUGUAAUGCACUGUUUCGAAACUAUACGCAAAAGAUCAACAUAAAAUGAGUGCUUAUGGGUCUGUGGGAUAACCUAAAGACUUGGUUAAUCAUGUUUAAGGAGUAAAUCUUACAAGAAAUGGUAACUGGUGAAAACGACCUGACUCAAAUUGUGCCAAUGGAGGGUGUGUGUGUUGCUGAUGAGGAGAAGGUCCUCUGCAUCAUCAGUGACCUGGUGAACGUCACCAAGCCGGGAUGCAAGCACACCCUGAAUCUGCCAGCAUCUACCUCCGUGAGGGAGACGCUGAAGGAGAUGGUGAAGAUUUGCAACUAUGACCCCGAGACUGUCCUCAUUCACUAUGAAAUUACGCAUGGAGGAGGGGAUGAUGAUGUGAUUCUCAGCAAUGUAACAGAUAAAGCACUUGGAGCUAUCGUAGUUCCAAACAUACGGAAACACUCCUUCACUGUCCACGAGAAGGAAGGAGUGACGCCCAAAAAGAUGGAAAGCGAGACGUCCACAUCUGGCUAUGAGAGUCAGGCGUCCAGUAGCACCUCGUACACCAGCGGCGACACCUACACCAGCUACUCAUCGACGUCACACACAGACCCCUCCUACUCAUAUGCUUCAGCUCUCAUCAAAUCAGACACAGGGUAUGUUGGCCUCGUGAACCAGGCAAUGACGUGCUACCUGAACAGCCUGCUACAGACCCUGUACAUGACGCCAGAGUUCAGGGAUGCAAUCUACAGGUGGGAGUUCAAUGGGCCAGAUGAGGAGGUUGUGAAGAGUAUUCCCUUUCAGCUCCAGAAUCUGUUUCUACAACUACAGACAAGUAAGAAGAAGUCGGUGGAGACGACGGACUUGACCCGCAGCUUUGGCUGGGACAGCAGUGAAGUGUGGCAGCAGCAUGAUGUACAGGAGCUGUGUCGAGUUAUGUUUGAUGCCCUGGAACACACGUGGAAGAAUACAGACCAAGCCCAUCUCAUCAACCACCUCUACCAGGGAAAGCUCAAGGACUAUGUCAAAUGUCUUGAAUGUGGUUAUGAGAGUGCUCGCACCGACGCCUACCUAGACAUUCCCCUUGUUAUCCGGCCAUUUGGAUCCAACCAGGUGCAUGGAAGUGUGGAACAAGCACUGGAUGCGUUUGUUCAGCCUGAGAUCCUGGAUUGCAGCAAUCAGUAUUUCUGUGAACGUUGCAACAAGAAGUGCAAUGCCCAUAAGGGUUUGAAGUUUGUGUCAUUUCCCUACCUCCUAACACUACAGUUGAAAAGGUUUGACUUUGAUUAUGCAACAAUGCACCGCAUCAAACUCAACGACAGGAUGACGUUUGCGGAAGUGUUGAACCUCAAUCGGUUUGUGACCCCGGAGACUCCCUCCAAGGAGCAGAAGGUGGACGAAGCUGCCGAGGUUACCAAACCCAGCGCCGUCACCAGUAAUGGUCCUACAGACAGCAGUGAUGAGGGUAUAGACGAGGGUAUUGAGGUGGAGAAUGGGCUGUCUGGAGCUUCCUCCAGCAGUGACUCAUCUAGUCUCAGCAGUGAAGCUGCAACCAAUGACAAGAAUGCCAGGGAAUCCGUGUGUCAGGGCCCGUAUGAGUAUGAGUUAUUUUCUAUAAUGAUUCACUCCGGCAGUGCAGCAGGAGGGCACUACUAUGCUUAUAUCAAGUCUUUCAAAGAUGGUCAGUGGUAUAGUUUCAAUGAUCAGCAAGUCACAAGGAUAACAUAUGAUGAUAUCCGGAAGACCUAUGGAGGGUCCAGCCUGGGGAGGGGCUUCUACUCCUCUGCUUAUGCAAGCUCCACAAAUGCCUACAUGCUCAUGUACAGACAGAUUGACAAGCUCAGAAAUGCAGAGUGCAUGAUGCCGGAUGAUUUCCCCAAACACCUGAAGAGGGCGUUGCAGAAACAACAGGAGCAGGAAGAGGCAGAGAGAAAACAGCGGGAGAUAGACAAGUCCACCUGCAAGAUCAAGCUGUACUGUUUUCACCCAAGCAAUAAAAAGAAGAUGGAGUCGAAGUUUGAAGUUCAUAAAGACAAGACGUUGAAACAAGCCACAGAAAUGGCCUUCAAGUCGUUCGAGAUCGACAACGUAAUAGCUCUGUCAGACUGCCGCCUGGUUAAGUAUGAUGAGUACUCGGACUCCCUGGAGAAGUCAUUCGAUGGCGAGGACGACAGCUCCAUGGGCUGUCUUCUGGGAGGCGUCAAGUCCUGCUACAACUUCGACCUCCUGCUGGAGACCAAGCGACCUGACCAGAAGUUCCAGGAGUACAAGCCAGGAGGUGUGACCGUGAAGGUGUAUGUGGUGGACUCCAAGCAGGGAGAGAUCCACCCUCCGGUCAGCGUACGCGCCUACCAUGUCCAGACUGUCAGCGAGUUCAAGAACCUCGUCACACAGACCUUGGAACUCGAGUCAACGGAGAUGACCUGUGUCUUGGAAAGAUUCCACAAUGACCUAAGACCUCUCACAGUGCCAAACAAAACACUAAAAGCUGAAGGCUUUUUCAAAAGUAAUAAGGUGUACAUCCAGUACCCACACGACGAGGACGACAUGUACACCCCAUUCCUCAAGACCAAGUUCUACCAGCUGCUGGACCGACAUCAGAACACAAUUCGCAUAAACGUCACCAUCCCCACUCCAGAGGAUGUGGAGGACUACGUCAAAUCUAUCCAGCAGAGUCUCCUGCGUCGACAUCAGCUCACACUACGGGCCGACCCCUCCUCCAUGUGCAAUGAUGCCACAAGUGACUCUCCUGAUAUCGACGAGGGUAUCAGUGACCCUGUGGAUGGAAUAGAUCAUAAAAUGCGGGCCAUGGCUAUUCAUGGUUGCCAUAGUGACCCUUCUGUGUAUCAUAGUUGCCAAGACAACAGUGACAUCUCUCCUCAGGAGUCUGGGUCCGAGGGUCGUAGUAGCAGCCCCGUUGGACCCAGUACAAGUAGUCAGGAUACGAGCACAAGUGCGGAGUUCAGUCUCACCACGAACUACACGAACAAUGACGGUCAGUCCACAUCGCCAGACGAUCUUCAGCAGUUCAGUGAUAAGGGCUCCGGGGCUGUGGAGCACAGUUUCAGUGACCCCGAGCAGGUGUCGCCUCCGUGUCAAGUCUCGCCAAAUGGCGACUCAGGUGACAAAGAUAGUGACUUCAAGCGUGAAGAGAACUGGGACCUGGAGAUCGGCGACACGGCAGACAGUGUGUGUUCCAGCAUCACGUCCAGCAUGUCGGGGAAGGAGGCCAUGGAGGAGGAGGAGGCCGAACCUCCACGCUACUUCACCGCCAUGCCCAGCGACCCCCUGCCAGACACCAACCAAAGAAGUUUGACUGUGUUCGUGGACAAGAGGAUCACUCUUGGUGCAUUCAAGAAGGAGCUGGAGCCUUAUGUGGGGACUGUCAUGGAAAACUUUAAGGUGUACCGUGUGUACUCCAACAAUCAGGAGUUUGAGAGUAUCCGGCUCACCGACACGCUCUCUUUCUUGGAGGAUGGAAAGCUGAACAUCAAACUUGGCCGUGCGCUCCGCCCCGGGGAACACAGGGUAAAGGUGUACCUCCUGUCUGUCAAUGAAACAGAGCCGUGUAAGUUCCUGGUGGAGACCAUCCUAGCCAAGGGGAUGACAGUGCUGGAGUCCAAGAAGCUGAUUCUCCCCGAGAUCAAGGAACAGUGUGAGAUGGAGAUACCGCUAGACAGGUGUCGAUUACGAAAGAAAACAUGGAAGAAUCCUGGAACAGUCUAUAUCGAUUCUCAAAUCUAUGAGGAUGAAAUUGCCAUUUUCCCCAACUGGGAGGUGUACCUAGAAAUCCUGGAUGCUCCUGAGCUGAUGACGUCCAUGUCCCAGCUUGCUCUCUACAUCAGGCGAUGGCACCCAUCAACGUACGAAAUUGAUCCAUUCCAAGAAAUAGUUCUCAACCAGCAGACAGUGGAGGAACUCAAACUUAGGAUAGCCGAGAAGAGUCUUGUCCCAGGAGAAAACGUGGACUUUGCCAAGGGCAAGGGCACGUUCCCGUGUGAGACAUCGGUACUGGAGAUACAACAAGAUCUCGACUGGAACCCUCAGGUCUCCACCCUCAACGUGUGGCCUCUCUAUAUCUGUGAUGAUGGACAUGUGAUAUUUUACAGGGAUAAAACUGAAGAAAUAAUGGAGCUCUCGGAAGAAAAGAAGAAGGAAAUUCAGCAGAAAGAAAAUAUCAGAAUAUCUCGCUCCAGUCAAAGGCUGACUUACUCACCUCGUAAAGAGAAAGCUCUGAAGAUCUACACAGGAGAAGAUAACCCUCCUUCCAGCAGCAAGUCCUCGCCAGAUCUUGACUGAUUGUGUCCCCUUGAUUCUCAGUAAUAGUUCCUAUAAUCGACCGUUUGUGCCCUCCGUGUGUGUGGAUGUUAGGUCUCCCUGUGGAACGUCCUUGUUAUACCUGUAAACCAACAAACUCCAGGCUUCAGAGGGUUCUGUCAUCUUCACAAUGAUGGCAUUUUUAUGUAGUUAUAUGAUUCAACCAAAAGUAUGAUGGCAUCACAAUAUUGAAUUAGCUGUCAUAGAGUUCAUUCAGCAAGUGUGAAGUUUCCCCAAGUUGUUCAUUUGGAGAUUUUAAUGAUGUUGAUGAAUUGUAUUGCUGACCCCCACAGUUCAACUUAUGACCUUGAGAAUUUUCUGCUGCAGUGCCCUUCAUGGAGGCAUAAGUAUCUAUCAAGUCUGAAGUUCUUUUUAUUUGUCCUUUCAAACAUGAAAUCAUUUGUGUCUUGGCUGUAUUUCGCUAUAUGUUGCUUACGAGGGGGUUGGUUCUGAAGUUGAUGAGCCAGCAUCAGGCCAAAUGCCCAAUACACUGAUGUAAUAAUACACUAAUGUAAGGACAGGCAUCAUGGUAUGCAAGUCCACAGUGAAGCAUCAUCUGAUGGCUGUGCUGAAACAGGAGGCAGGCCAUGAUGUGUGCUUACAGAUGCCGUCUGUUUAAAUGUUGAUAGAAACAUUGCAACAAGUUAUCUCAUAAGUAGUGGAGUACCAAUAACACUUGUGGAGGAUCAUUUCAAGGAUGGCUGACAGUCCUCGGGGAAGACAAAGGAUCAUCAGAGUCAUUCUUCUUAGCCAGUUCUGAAGUGAAACCAGGCACGUGGGGAGAAGUCUGCUAGCUAUGUUGUCAGUCAGCAAAUUGUCAGGGAAGUGGUAUAUCUACUGUGGCUGCCUUCUUGUCCAGAUGUGAGGUGAGAAGUCUUCUGCUUUUGUUGUCAGAUAGUAAGUUGUCAAGGAAAUGGUAUACCUACAGUCUGACUUCUUGUCCAGAUGUGAGGUAAAGCCAGGCACUUUGUUGAGAAAUCUUCUGUCCGUGUUGUCAGGGAAGCAGUAUAAGUCUUCAGACUGAUUCUAUGUAGCCAAGCACUCUGUGGAGAAGUCUUCUGCCCAUAUUGUCAAGGAAGAAGUACAAGUCUUUAGACAGAUUCUAUGUUGCCAAGCACUGAUUCUGGUGUUGCCAAGUGUUUUGUGGAGAAAUCUUCUGCACAUAUUGUCGAGGAAGCAGUAUAAGUCUUCAGACUGAUUCUGGUGUUGCCAAGUGCUUUGUGGAGAAGUAUUCUGCCCUAUUGUCAAUCAAUAAGUUGUCAGGGUAUCAGUAUGAGUAUUGAGGCUGACUUGUGGGGUAAAGCCAGGUACUAGGUGAAGAAGUCCUCCGUAUUUGUCGUCAGGGAAGUAGUAUAAAUGUGUGGGACUGGUCGAGAUGUGUGGUGAUUGAAGCCGGAGAAGUCUUCCCAUGUGUUGUCUGUCAGCAGUUGUCAGGGAAGCAGUGUAUCUGCCGAUGUCUGAACACAUGUGAUAGAUGGGCUUGUUGGUGACUUGGGCUCUGAAGGAACACGUUUAAGUCAAACAGUUGGAAGGAUGCAAAGUAUAACAAGAUAUUUUUACAAUGCUGUCAUCAUCACAGUGUAUCGAAGCUUGCGGAAGAUACACACACGAAGCACUGCUGCUAACACUGGGAUAGUAUUGUUCAGUGGGGUUUGGUAGUACCUUCCCGGACCCACCUGCACAAAGAGAUCGUAGCACUAAGACUAUUGUGAUGCAUAUACUUUAAAAUAGACUUACAAUAGUUGUGUUCCAGGACCACUUUGUGUAUGCAGACCCUGGACAUGACUGAAUAUAGUAUGGCUAUACUUUUACAACAAAUACUGAUGUUGCUGCAUCCUCAGCAGCAGCAACAACUACAACCACUGCUACUGCUUCUACAGCAACUGUUACUGCUACCAUGACAGCGAUGAUGUCCACACACACAGGGUCAAGGCCAGGGCUCCGCCCUGAAGGUGGCAGCACAUGCGAGUGUAGCUGGCCGUCUCUGCCCUGGUGCAACUAUCCCGAUCUCAUGUGUGUCCUAGCUAGGUCUAGACAUGUCUCUUGUUAAUGUCCUUCUUAUAUCCAUAAUCAUUAUGAUAAGCUGUGAUGAUGAUGAUGAUGAUGAUGAUGAUGAUGAGUUAGACUGGAGAGGGAAGUCAUUGUCUUAUAACAAAUGAUAUACAUAAUUCAUACCAAUGAUCUGGUUGAUUGUGAUUUUGCAUCUAACCCUUAUAAUGGUAGCAUCUGGGAGGUGUUAUAUAAGUCUUGGUACAAAAGUUCAUCAAGUGAUAACUACUGUUCUUUGUCAAAUUAGUUCUGAGAUGAUCUACUAAACUAAAUAGUGUUAACAGCUGGAUUCAUUACAACAUACCGUAUUCGACCCAAUAAGCGCCCAUGUCCCAAUAAGCGCCUCCCCCUUCUGUCUUUAUUUUAAGCGCCCUGGGCGCUUAUUGGGUCGAAUUCGGUAAGCAUUUUCCUUUGUGCAUUGCUGCUGAGGCAGUGUGAAACGGUAAUCUCCGUGUUUACAUCACUAUGUAUUAUUAAUCAAGUUGUCCCUGUGUUUGCUCAAUACUUAACUUCUACUUAUUAACCAUCAGAAACCUGAUUGCUUCAUGCAGACUCCAUAAACAUUCACUCAUUCUGGGGCUUCACACUUUGUUUGUAUUUAGAAUAAAAAUGGUUAAAUUUUAAGAAAGUGAACUUGUGGAAAUAUGAGGAUAGGGAAUCCCAGUCCAGCCGUAAGCUUGAUGGAAUCCAGGUGGUAUGUGAUACGUGUCCUCUAUGUACAGAUGAUGUGUGUGACCUUUGUACUCCAGGAUGGGGAAACAGGCUUCCGAGACUCACAGCCUGCGCAUGUCUCUGUGGGUCUCCGACUGUGUACACCAGGACUCACAGCCUGUGCAUGUCUCUGUGGGUCUCCGACUGUGUACACCAGGACUCACAGCCUGUGCAUGUCUCUGUGGGUCUCCGACUGUACACCAGGACUCACAGCCUGUGCAUGUCUCUUUGGGUCUCCAACUGUGUACACCAGGACUCACAGCCUGUGCAGGUCUCUGUGGGUCUCCAACUGUACACCAGGACUCACAGCCUGUGCAGGUCUCUGUGGGUCUCCGACUGUGUACACCAGGACUCACAGCCUGUGCAUGUCUCUACGGGUCUCCGACUGUGUACACCAGGACUCACAGCCUGUGCAUGUCUCUGUGGGUCUCCGACUGUACACCAGGACUCACAGCCUGUGCAGGUCUCUGUGGGUCUCCGACUGUGUACACCAGGACUCACAGCCUGUGCAGGUCUCUGUGGAUCUCCGACUGUGUACACCAGGACUCACAGCCUGUGCAUGUCUCUGUGGGUCUCCGACUGUGUACACCAGGACUGACAGCCUGUGCAUGUCUCUACGGGUCUCCGACUGUGUACACCAGGACUCACAGCCUGUGCAUGUCUCUGUUGGUCUCCAACUGUACACCAGGACUCACAGCCUGUGCAUGUCUCUCGGGUCUCCGACUGUGUACACCAGGACUCACAGCCUGUGCAUGUCUCUACGGGUCUCCGACUGUGUACACCAGGACUCACAGCCUGUGCAUGUCUCUGUGGGUCUCCGACUGUAGACCAGGACUCACAGCCUGUGCAGGUCUCUGUGGGUCUCCGACUGUGUACACCAGGACUCACAGCCUGUGCAGGUCUCUGUGGGUCUCCGACUGUAGACCAGGACUCACAGCCUGUGCACGUCUCGGUGGGUCUCUGACUGUGUACACCAGGACUCACAGCCUGUGCAUGUCUCUACGGGUCUCCGACUGUGUACACCAGGACUCACAGCCUGUGCAUGUCUCUGUGGGUCUCCGACUGUGUACACCAGGACUCACAGCCUGUGCAUGUCUCUACGGGUCUCCGACUGUGUACACCAGGACUCACAGCCUGUGCAGGUCUCUGUGGGUCUCCGACUGUAGACCAGGACUCACAGCCUGUGCACGUCUCGGUGGGUCUCUGACUGUGUACACCAGGACUCACAGCCUGUGCAUGUCUCUACGGGUCUCCGACUGUGUACACCAGGACUCACAGCCUGUGCAUGUCUCUGUGGGUCUCCGACUGUGUACACCAGGACUCACAGCCUGUGCAUGUCUCUACGGGUCUCCGACUGUGUACACCAGGACUCACAGCCUGUGCAGGUCUCUGUGGGUCUCCGACUGUGUCCUGGACACCAACUGGUUCAAGGGUUAAAAAUUCCAUGUUGAUUAAAUCAAAUAAUUUUUGAGUGAUUUGUGUGUUUGGAUUUAUGUAUGUACAUACUGAAAUAUAACCACGGAGUCUGACUUCAGGUAUUGAUAUUUGAUAUUGAUGCUGUAGUGUUAUGUUCUGAAGGAACUUUUUGUCUUUGGAAACAAACAAGCAGUAUUUUGAUCCAGGUAAAGAAAUGUGUUGAUUUCCUGAAGAGAAUUGUUUCAAUGAACACCCACUAUUUUAUGUUGUUUAGUUAAAAAAAAAUUUCAGCCACUAUAUAAGGCCACACUCAUUCAUUUCAUAUUAAGGUCAAAUUAAGGAGGUUACAGAUAAGGUCAAGGCCAGAUGCAGGUUUGAUCUUGUUGUACAGACAGAACCUUUGCGAAAAUAAGAAAUUUAUUUAAAUGAAGAUGAUGUGUUUGAUUGAAACUAUACUUUAUUUUUCACGUUUUUGUUUUUAGUUUUGUUAAGACUCUUACCAAAUUCGCCGUAUAAAGACCCUGACCAACUUCUAGACCAAUCUGUAGAUAAUCUUUAUACGCCCCCUACAAAAACCAGAACUUUACAGGAUAGUUCUUAUUUUCAUGAGUGUAUUACAGAUUUAUUUACAGAAAACAGCAGGGGUGUGUCCUGUAUAUAUUUGCCUUGUAACUAUUAUCAAAAAUGUUUUAGCAUCGAUGUUUGAACUUAGUUCUAAACCACCUGAAAUCAGAUUUAACAUGAGUAUGGUUUCAAUAACACCCUCUUUGUUAACUUACAGUGAGUAUGGUUUGGUAUGUUUUUGGCAUUUUGACCAAGGAAAUCUUUAAAACAAGAAAAUAUAUUGAUCUGGCCUAAAAAGGAAGUUUUGAAAUGAAACAGUCCCCUGAAGAAGUAAUUUCUCACCACAGACCCAGACUGCAUCUGUCCUUCCAACCAUUGCCUAUUGAUGGCGGUGUUUAUGGAGAGGAGCGUCCUCCGUAUUAUGCUCCGCUGUUUAUGCCAGGGAUGUACAUGAUGGUGGAUCUUGCUUCAGACAGAAAUUUGUCUCAUUCAUGAAAUCAUCAACUAAAUCUUUAAAAGAAUGUUUUAGACCAAGUAGUAAUUUCAGUAAUCAAGUUGUCUUUUGUUUUGGAGUUUUUUAAGUGAUUGGAAUUUGUAAAAUGUUUCUGAUAUGGAUGCCUGUAUACAUAUGCUGACACUGUUGGACACUGAUGUUUCACUUUGACAAGUUUUGUAUGGAACACAAUAAUGCUAGAACACUACACUGUCAGUUGCGUGGGUUUGUGUGCACCGACAUCAAACAGGGCUUUCAGCAAAGGGACAUAACUGCUGAUGUUUUGAUAAUCCUAGUCUGAAACAAGCUUGACCACAAUUUCAGUGCAUUUUACCUGUUUUUGUGAAAAGAGUAUCCUGUAGUGUAAAAUACCAUUGUUUAUGCUUGAGAUAAAUUACGUUAUGUCAACAAGAGUGCUAUACCAAGUAAGUAGUCAUGGUUGCAAUAUGUUUCUGAUAUCAUGCUGUAAUAUCCAUCAGGCUUGCCCUGAUGUCACCCAUGUUGUAGACACUGCAUAGUGAGCUUGUCAAUCAUACAUUUCCCAUCUUCCCGAGGCAAGAGAGUUAACUGACUAUAAAAGUCCAGUUUCCACCCUUCCGAACUAGGCUGGUAUUAUGGAGUUACAUUUUGGCUGGACUAACGAGUCUUUGCAUAGUCCAAUCAAAAUCGCGCACCGAAAUAAAAAUCCGGUUCGUAAACUGUCGUGCAGAUUUCGGUCGAUUGCAGGAUUUGCAAAGCAUGUGCACCGCCAACUCGUUGUCAGCAGAUAUUUUCCAAAUCUUUUCAUGUUUUUAAUCAAGGUGCACAUGUGAUUUGAUGCAUUUCGCGAUGUAAGACCCGUUUUAUCACAAUAUAGAUCUUGAUUAUCGAUCAGAUUGUCCUGACUGGGUGCCACCAUUUUGUGUGAAGCAAACGCAAGUGAUGGAAUCUGAUUGGUCCAUAGGAGAGGCUUAAAAGGGACAUAACUGGUAAUAGCCACUGCUGGCGUUACGAUCGAAACCCAGUAAUUCCAGCCUAGUUCGGCAAGGGUGGAAACUGGACUUUUGAAGUCAGUUAACUCUCUUGCCUCGGGAAGAUGUACAUUUCCUGUGUUUGAGGUAGUUUGUAAAUACACUACAAAGAUGUGAAGUUUAUUUUGUUGAAGACCCUGAAGUUGUUAUUUUGUUGCUAAGAUUUAUAAGACUGUACAUAUGCCUGUGUACCAGCCACUGUUACUCCGUGUUGAAAUAAGUGCUAAGAUGUACAUGUAGAGCUGCCUCGUGUGACUCGGCUGCUUGAAAACAAAACUAGUUAGCUGACAGUUGUCUAUGGUGGGUGUCAGUCAUUCACUCCCCUCACACCAAUGUUGUCUGAUGGACAUACAGAUUAACAACAGAGUAUGAUGACAGUGUAUGAAAGUGUUUGUACAAGAGAUCCGAGCUAGACUGACCGCUAAGGCUGUAUUUAUGAAUUCCACUGUAUCAAUGGUGUCACUGGUGAAUGUUGCAGGACAGGCAUACAUGAUGCAUGAAGGGUUAAUUUUGUAAAUGUUGCACAAAGUCUGGUGGCCCAGUUUUGUAGUUUGCCUACCCAGGGUGGAUGAUUGAUAGUGGCAUGUCCCCAACCCAGGGUGGAUGAUUGAUAUUGACAUGUCCCCCACCAUGGGUGGAUGAUUGAUGUUGACAUGCCCCCCACCUAAGGUAGAUGAUUGAUAUUGACAUGCCCCCCACCUAAGGUGGAUGAUUGAUAGUGGAGCUCCCUUCCCACCCAGGGUGGAUGAUUGAUAGUGGAGCUCCCUUCCCACCCAGGGUGGAUGAUUGAUAGUGGAGCUCCCUUCCCACCCAGGGUGGAUGAUUGACAGUGAAGCUCCCUUCCCACCCAGGGUGGAUGAUUGACAGUGGCAUGUUCGCCACCAGAGUUGACAAUUGACAGUGGCAUGCCCUCCACCUCGGGUGGAUGAUUGAUAGUGGCACUGCCACCCACCCAAGGUGGAUUGAUUGUAGGAUGCCCUCCUCCCAGGGUGGAUGAUUGACAGUGGAGUUCCCUCAUCACCCAGGCGGGUGACUGAUAGUGGCAUGCCCUCCAUCCAGGGUGGAUGAUUGAUAGUGGCAUGCCCUCCUCCCAGGGUGGAUGAUUGAUAGUGGAGUUCCCUUCCCACCCAGAGUUGACAAUUGAUAGUGGCAUGCCCUCCUCCCAGGGUAGAUGAUUGAUAGUGGCAUGCCCUCCUCCCAGGGUGGAUGAUUGAUAGUGGCAUGCCCUCCUCCCAGGGUGGAUGAUUGAUAGUGGAGUUCCCUUCCCACCCAGAGUUGACAAUUGAUAGUGGCAUGCCCUCCUCCCAGGCGGGUGACUGAUAGUGGCAUGCCCUCCUCCCAGGGUGGAUGAUUGAUAGUGGAGUUCCCAUCCCACCCAGGGUGGAUGAUUGAUAGUGGCAUGCCCUCCUCCCACGCGGGUGACUGAUAGUGGCAUGCCCUCCUCCCAGGGUGGAUGAUUGAUAGUGGAGUUCCCAUCCCACCCAGGGUGGAUGAUUGAUAGUGGCAUGUUCCCCACCAAGAGUUGACAAUUGAUCGUGGCAUGCCCUCCACCCAGGGUGGAUGACUGAUAGAUUGUAUAAACUUUCAUGUAAUGUAUAUAGCCACAGUUGCCCUGCAGUCACCAUCACCAUCAGGCGCAGGGCAUAGAAACUGUCUUGUUUAUACAAGCCAAUAAAAAUAUUUGUGAAAA